UCGCAUUCAGCGGAGCAUUAAGUGAGUACACCGCAAUGUUUUGGGCAACUCUUCUUCUCUUCAACGGAUUCCUCGUUCUCCUCUUGAUCCUUUCAAAUCGGUCGAGAGUAAAGAAAGAACCUCCCUUGGACAAAGGCAUCAUUCCAUGGCUGGGUCACGCUCUUGAAUUUGGGAAAGAUGCUGCAAAGUUUUUAAGUCGAAUGAAGGCAAAACAUGGUGACAUCUUCACGGUGCGUGUAGCUGGGCAUUAUGUGACCGUGUUGCUGGACCCAAACUCUUAUGAUGCAGUGGUUCAAGACUCUGUCUCACUGGACUUCACCCGCUACGCCCAGGUGCUGAUGCAGAGAAUCUUCUGUCUUUCUCUGCCCAAUCACAACCCAACAGCAGAGAGGGCCAUGAUGAGGCGGCACUUCCAAGGGGACAGCCUGGCCUGCUUGAAUGGCGUCAUGCAGAGGAACCUCCAGGCCCUGCUGGCGACCGAAGAGCUUCAAGACCAGACAGACUGGAAACAGGACGGGCUCUUCAACUUCUCUUACAGCCUGCUGUUUAGGGCUGGGUACCUCACACUGUUUGGAACGGAGCAAAACAGCCACAACCAAGACUUAACUGCUGUUUACGAGGAGUUCCGAAAAUUUGACAGUCUCUUAACCAAAAUGGCACGGAGCACACUGAACGCAGAGGAGAAGCGGGCGGCAGGCUCUGUGAGACAGCGUCUGUGGAACCUACUGUCUCCAGCCCAGUUCAGAAAGGCAGAGCCCAGCUCCUGGCUGCAGAGCUACCGACAGCACUUGCAGGAGAUGGGCGUGGAUGAGGAGAUGCAAACACGAGCCAUGCUUCUUCAGCUGUGGGCAACACAGGGUAAUGUCGGGCCCGCAGCAUUCUGGCUGCUUGCAUUCCUGUUGACCAACCCUGAGGCCAAGAACGCUGUGAAGAGAGAAUUCAGGAGCAUCUCACUGCAAGCAAACCCACCACAUCACCUCCCACUGGACAAGUUACAGUGCACACCUGUUUUUGACAGCGCCCUGAGCGAGGCGCUUAGGCUCACUGCUGCCCCCUUCAUAACCCGAGAGGUGCUGCACAACAACACGCUGCGUAUGGCGGAUGGGCGGGAGUACAGCCUCAGGAAAGGGGACCGGGUGUGCCUGUUCCCCUACCUCAGCCCCCAGAUGGACCCCGAAAUCCACCAGGAGCCGGAGAAAUUCAAGUAUGACAGGUUCCUGAAUGCCGACGGGACAGAGAAAAAGGACUUCUUCAAAGGCGGGAAGAGGCUGAAAUACUACACAAUGCCAUGGGGGGCAGGGAAGAAUGUGUGUGUGGGCAAGGACUUCGCCAUCAGCAGCAUUAAACAGUUUCUGUUCUUGGUACUGACCCAUAUGGAGCUUGAAUUGUGUGAUCCAGCCUCUGCGUUGCCAGAGAUGAAUGCCACUCGCUAUGGUUUUGGGAUGAUGCAACCAGAAAAAGACUUACCAAUCCGUUACAAACUAAGAGACCCAUUGUAGGGUCCAGCAACUCUGUUCUCCUCAGAUUUAAUCUGCCAUAUGCAGUGGCUCUUUUCAUAUAUUUGUAUAUGUAAAACAUGUUUAUAUGUAUAAUACAUUUUGUACUUAUUUUUGUACUACAUUAUGCAUGAAAGAUUAAAUACUGUAAAUAUUGUCUGUAUUACCUUUUUUAUACACUCCUCGUAUUUUAUACAUUUUAUAUUGGUUACAUUCUGUGUAUACUCUUGUUGAUUUUAUGUCCAUGUUGUAUGUUGUUCUGGCACUGACAUGGGAUCAAUCUUCCAACUGUAAUUUCAUUGUCCUGGACAAUGACAGUAAAGCUCUCUUAUUCUUUUAUUCUUAUUCUAUUUAUCUUUUGUAUAUAGUAUGUGUUUUUUUAGGCACAGCACAGUUUCUUAUGUGAUAAUGUACAAC
Molecule: messenger RNA, 1913 nt
Organism: Megalops cyprinoides (Indo-Pacific tarpon)
Lineage: Eukaryota; Metazoa; Chordata; Actinopteri; Elopiformes; Megalopidae
Product: prostacyclin synthase-like
Exons: 10
Coding region: 36-1499 (487 amino acids)
Biological process (GO): prostaglandin biosynthetic process
Molecular function (GO): oxidoreductase activity, acting on paired donors, with incorporation or reduction of molecular oxygen; iron ion binding; heme binding
Source: RefSeq, a predicted model, not a curated record